CAGCGUGCCUCCUUACAUUAGGUGUGCCCAUCACAAUGCUCCUUUACAUCAGUUGUCCCCAUCAGAGUGCCCCUUUACAUCAGGUAUCCCCACCACGUUGCUACCUUACAUCAGAUAUUCCCAUCAGAGUGCCCCUUACACUCAAAGUACCCCUUUCUAUCAUAUUUCCCCGUCAGAGUGCCCUUUUACAUCAUAUUCCCCAUUAGAGUGCCCCUUUCCAUUACAUGUGCCCCUUUUCUACAGUAUAUGCCCAUUUGUGCCCCCUUAACAUAAAAUGUGCCCAUCAGCGUUCCCCUUAACA
Messenger RNA from Staurois parvus, 301 nucleotides. The record is from the annotation of a GenBank genome assembly. NCBI's taxonomy places the organism in Eukaryota, Metazoa, Chordata, Amphibia, Anura, Ranidae.